AUGGAAUCCACUUUACGAACGGUUGCAGAAAAACGUAUAUUAUCGGUACGAGAUGUUGAGAAUGAUAAUCGAGAUAGUAUUGGACGAGAAAUAUCAUCUUUGGAGCGUCUAAUAGCUACCGCAGUGACUGAUAUCGCAUCAGAAAUAAAUAAGAAAUAUGUGGAAUGCAUACCUGAUUUCGUUACAACUAAUAAAUUGUUAGAUACAAUUCGUUCCGCCUGUAGUAUCGUAAAUCAUUCUGUCGAUUCUAUUGCUGAUAAUGUAGAAAAUAUGGCGAAGGAAAUUGAGUUAAAUAAAAAAGAAUUGGAACGACUAGAAUCUAUAAAAGAUUGGAAACUGAAAAUGCAUUCGCUAGAGGAAGUUGAAUCACUGAUAUGCCAAUUAUGGUAUUCACCAAAUGAAGAAAACUCUUUGGCUAACGCAGUUCUAUUGGUAGAGUUAGAAGGGAAAUUAAACGAUAUCUUGCAAAGGAAUGAAACUGCUGAUCAGGCAUUCGCAGAACGCAUUGGCCCAACAUUAAAAACAGAAAUUGUAACGCUGCGACAGAGCUUAACCUACAUGUUGAACAGUUUCUGGGAUCAGAUAUUUUCUUUGCGAGAGUUUAAUAACAAAAUUAUUUUGCAUUUGACGGUAUCUAGCUGUGAUGCUUUGAACGAAAAGUUGUCUGCAAUGGAUAUUUUAAAUUUAAUUGAUGCAAAAAUUGGCAAACUAUCAUCUGCUCUGAUGCACCAUUUUUGUAAAAGGUUGAUUGCCGCAAAGGAUCCUACGGAAAUUAUUAUUUAUCGUGAUGGCACUUCCUUCUCGGGAUAUGAAUAUGUGAUACGGAAAGAAAAACCAAUAGAAAACGAAAAGAGAAAACGCUCUGAUCCAGAAAAAGUUCUCCGUGCAAUGCUGGACUUAUUCAAAAACUUAGGCAGAAAUCUUGGUGCAAUGAAAGUUAGUGGAAAAAGUAUGGUUCAACUAAUCGGUGAUAAAAUAUCGAAUGAAGUCGUCGAGUUGCUGGUGCAUGAAUGCCUUACACCAGCUAUUCCCUACGAUUCAAAAGAUAUACCAGCAUUUGAGGCCCUUCUGGCAUCGACAGAUCAAUUUGGCGAGGAGAUGAAGAAACUAGGAUUCUUCACAAACUUGACUGAAUCGUUUCGGAAAUUUGCUGAAAAUUACGAGAGUACGUUUAUUAAUCGACGCUGCAGCAAGAUUAUUGACGAAGCACGGACUCUUAUUGAAGCGCCAUUAACGGAAUUUGUUUCAGUUGGUAGCAGUUCGGAUACGGAUGAGGAUGAAGCUGUUGAAGAAUAUGUUAAAAUUGGAUUAAACAAACCGACAGAAACCGAUAGAAAUGAAGAACAUUAUCCGAAACUGAUGCGGUUGGUGAACUGUCAAGUCAGUAAGACUGUUACCGAAAUAGCAGAUUUAAUUGUAAAAACAUUGGAUGAUGCAGCGAAAGCAGAUUCUGCUUCAGCUAUGGGUAAAAUUUUACAAACAGCUCGUAAUAUAGUUGAACUCUAUGCAUGGACCGCACCUCGAAAGCAUGACUCAGAAAUAUCUUCGGUCCCUGUUUUGGCAGCAAUAUUUUACAAUAAUUGUUAUUAUAUCUGCCAUCGGUUAAUGAUUAUAAUAGUCGAAAUAUUGCCGAAAAUGCGUGACACUAUGCAGGCCAAAAAUCUAUCUAUUUCCUUCACGGAUUUCAUUCCAAAUCUUCGACAAAUUGCUGCUGAAACAAUGGAAAAGCAGUUAACACAUUGUCGUCGUCAGAUUUCUACUCUCUUGACGAAUGACACAAUCUUUCUUGGCUUGGAUGACGUUUCUCAAUGUGAAAAAUGCAUGAAAUGUUUGGAUGGCUGUAUGAUGAAUCUAGAGCAAAUUUCUGGGAUUUGGAAAAAGGUUCUGACCAAAACAGUUUAUGCGUGCUGUCUUGGCAAUGUCAUUUCUUUUUUUUUCAACACACUGAUCAAAAUGUUGUUGUCUACGGAGGAUAUUCGAUCAUCUGAUGCUGAGCUAAGUGUCAUAACACUGAGGAAAGUUUUGAAGAGAUCGGAGAUGUUAUUUGUUAUUGAACAGUCGAAGCAUUCUCUCAUUCAUAAAUAUACCGGAUCUUCAUAUUUCCGCAUCAAGGAGUUAUUGUUUUGUCUGGAUUCAUCUUUGCAGAAUAUUUAUGAUCGUUGGUGCGAUGGAAAAGGACCUCUGGCACUGUGGUUACAUGCAGAUGAAGUGCGCCAUUUGGUGAAAGCUUUAUUCCAGAAUACUGAAAAAAGAGCUCAUGUGUUAUCAAAGAUUAACUGA
Molecule: messenger RNA, 2280 nt
Organism: Brugia malayi
Lineage: Eukaryota; Metazoa; Nematoda; Chromadorea; Rhabditida; Onchocercidae
Gene: Bma-czw-1
Product: Centromere/kinetochore Zw10 family protein
Exons: 15
Coding region: 1-2280 (759 amino acids)
Biological process (GO): endoplasmic reticulum to Golgi vesicle-mediated transport; mitotic spindle assembly checkpoint signaling
Cellular component (GO): RZZ complex
Source: RefSeq, a predicted model, not a curated record